UAACAAUAUUCGAACAGAGGAACUACUCUACGAUAGAAGAAGGCGAGGCUAAUUCAGGUCUUAUUUUCAGUCUUCGUGAUUGGGACUUUUUGAAGUAUCGAACAAUGGGUACUGACACAAAGGAAGAUUCAGGCCCUCGAUUUGGAGUUCGCUACAAGCAAUGCCUUCUCCUGUUCAGUUGCCAGUUUGCGAUGUACACAGUAGUGCUGAAUGUUUCUUUGGCUAUUGUCGCCAUGACAGACAGUAGUAAAGCCAAUCCUGAUUUUGAGGAAUUCAAAUGGAAUGAGCAAACGAGAGCCACCAUCCUUAGCAGCUUCUUCUGGGGCUACAUAUGUUCUCAAAUACCAGCUGGCACGCUGAUAACAAAGUUUGGUUGCAAAAACAUAUUACUAAUUGGAUGUACCAUGAAUGCGCUGCUCACUCUACUCACUCCUGCUUGUGUAUUUUGGGGAGGCGCCAACGCGCUCUUGGCUAUUCGUAUUACUCAAGGGAUCUUCCAGGGACCUUUCUAUCCGGCAACACAUGGUCUUAUUGCGAACUGGGCACCAGUAAACGAGCGGUCGAGAUUUAGCGUUUUGGUUUAUCCAGGAGCACAACUUGGAACCGUUGUGGCGAUGUCAACUGGUGGACAAAUUGCUUCGUCUAGCUUGGGAUGGCCAGGGAUUUUCUACAUUUGGGGAGCAAUUGGUAUCAUCUGGUGCAUAACUUGGUGGAUUUUCGGUGCAAACAGUCCUAUGGAACAUAAAACUAUUUCAACUGAAGAGCGAGCUUACAUAUUACAAGCAAAAGAUGAGCACUCGAUAAAACUACCAACUCCUUGGAAGAAGAUGCUUCGAUCUCGACCGUUUUACGCGUUAUUGAUCGCUCAGACUUGCUCCACCUACAGCUUCUGGACAAUAAAUACAAUCACCCCAACCUACUUGAAAGGUGUUUUUGGGGUUGAUAUCCGAGAGAACGCAUUACUUUCAGCGGUACCCUCUAUUGGAGUCUUCAUUAUGAGCCACGUUUUCGCAGUGCUUGCCAAAUUUUGUACGAACCAGCUCAAGUUAUCGCUACGAUUUAUUCGGAUACUUUUCAACACAAUCGGCUUCGAAGUUCCGGCCACUGCUAUGAUUAUACUUGGUUUCGUCACCCAAGACCAUUCGAUUAUUGUCGCUAUAUCGCUCCUAACCGUUGCUUAUGGAGCUAACUCAGCGAUAUUCUUCGGUUACUAUGUAAAUCAUAUGGAACUUUGCCCAACGCACGCUAGCAUACUCAUGGCAGUUGCAAAUACCAUCGGGACCUCAAGUGGGAUUUUUUCAACUUUGGCCGUUGGAUGGUUAGUAACAGAUGAGAGAAAUCCGAAGCAAUGGCAGAUAAUUUUCGGUAUUGGAGCUGGACUUUUUACGUUUGCAACAUUUGUGUUCGCUUUCUUCGGUCGAUUUGAAAAUCAAAAUUGGGUCGAAACAACUGCACAACCAAAUUCUCCAGGAAAGGACAAAGGUGUUCCAAAUUUUGACAGCGAGGAAGCAAAUAAUUCUCAUUAAGUAUAGUAGGUCGUUGCUAGCAAAGUCAUUUUUCUAGAAAUAAGGUCAUCCUAAAUUAGUGGACACUGUUCUUG
Molecule: messenger RNA, 1600 nt
Organism: Hermetia illucens (black soldier fly)
Lineage: Eukaryota; Metazoa; Arthropoda; Insecta; Diptera; Stratiomyidae
Product: putative inorganic phosphate cotransporter
Exons: 4
Coding region: 105-1526 (473 amino acids)
Biological process (GO): transmembrane transport; monoatomic anion transport
Cellular component (GO): plasma membrane
Molecular function (GO): transmembrane transporter activity
Source: RefSeq, a predicted model, not a curated record